This is a messenger RNA of Pseudocercospora fijiensis CIRAD86, 1074 nucleotides long. RefSeq lists its product as uncharacterized. Gene Ontology annotation, molecular function: hydrolase activity, acting on acid anhydrides, in phosphorus-containing anhydrides. Gene Ontology annotation, cellular component: mitochondrion. The coding region runs from base 1 to 1074 and encodes 357 amino acids. Lineage: Eukaryota; Fungi; Ascomycota; Dothideomycetes; Mycosphaerellales; Mycosphaerellaceae. The record is from RefSeq and is a predicted model, not a curated record. The transcript has a single exon.
AUGCCACCAAAAGAGAAGCGAGCAGCCACAUCAGUCCGCUCAUAUUCAACGAAUCCCGCUGAAGGGAAGAAGACCGUAGCAAUCCCAAGGCCCAGCGCAAGCGUCCUCGUCAUAUCGCCUCAAAACCAGGUUCUCCUCCUACAAAGAGUAAAACAAUCCUCAUCCUUCCCCUCGGCCCACGUAUUCCCCGGCGGCAACGUCUCCGAAUUCCACGACGGCCGAGCUCCCGAACCCAAUGCCGCAGGCCGGCACGAAGACAGCCCCGUCUACCGCAUGGCCGCCAUCCGGGAAACCUUCGAAGAAUCCGGAAUCCUUCUAGCACGCAACAACGGUUUCGGCCGUCUGAUCGAAAUCCCAGAAUCCGAACGCGAAGCGGGCAGAAAACUCGUGCAUUCCAGCGAAAUCCCGUUUCCGAAAUUCCUGGCGCAGAAAGGGGGGAGGGCGGAUCUUGAGGGUUUGAUCCCUUUUACGAGAUGGGUGACUCCGACGAAUGUUCCGAAGAGGUUUACGACGCAGAUGUAUUUGUAUUUUCUCCCGACGCUCUCUUCCUCGACGCCGAUUUCCGCGGACAGUGAGGCGGAAGUGAGGGUUCCUUCUCCUACGACUGAUGGGGGCAAGGAACAUACUACUGCGCGCUUCUUGCCUGCGAGCGCUUGGUGUCGAUUGGCGCAGGAAGGACGGAUCAUCCUCUUCCCUCCGCAAUUCUUUUUGCUUCAUCACGUCGCGCAGCAUUUCGAUGAUCUGAAGGCUCCGACGGAUUAUGCUUCUAUCUCGAGGGAACUUGUACCUAGAGAGGAAUUGGAAGUGAGAAGGAGGCGGUUGCUGCAGUUCGUCAAGUCUGGGAACCCGCCUUGGACGCAUAUGUGUAUUUCGCCGCAGACUAUGCCGCCGCCGAAGAAGAGGGAGGAUGGGAAGCAGGUUCUUGCUUUGCAUAAACCUGGUCCGGAGUUGGAAGGGACUGGUAGAGCGGGAUGUAGGGAACUUUGUGUGCUUGUGGAUUUCAAGAGGGAAGGACCGCGGAGAUUGGAAGUUGUGUCGAGGGAUGAGGCUUUGGGGAGAGAGGUGAAGUUGUAG